Molecule: messenger RNA, 3705 nt
Organism: Rotaria sp. Silwood2
Lineage: Eukaryota; Metazoa; Rotifera; Eurotatoria; Philodinida; Philodinidae
Source: the annotation of a GenBank genome assembly
AUGACUAACGAUGCUUCUACGGCUUAUAUCUGCAUCUAUUGUCCAUUCAAUUCGGACAAUCUAGAAGCACUCGAAAAUCAUUUGACAAGUGCACACGGGCAUGGAUGUCAAGAUGCACCAUCACUACUAACACAAUCUUCACCAUCAUCAAACAUUAUCAACAAGGCCAGUAAACGUGAGGCGCCUGAUGAUGAACAGCCUCAAUCUUCAUUGAAUGGUAUUAAAUCGACAAAAGAACAUUCAUCCGGAAUUAAACGAGUUAAACGAACAGUAUCACCAUCAACACCAACAAAUAUAUUUAUUAAUGGUGCUGAUAAUAAUUCAGAAUCAGAUGAUGAUCAUGAAUAUGAUGAUGAUGAUGAUGAUGACGAUAAUGAUGAUGAAGAUGAAGAUGAUGAACGAGAUUCAUCAUCAAAUCCAACAACAAUGUCACCUAAAGCUAUUUUAACAUGUCCAAUAUGUAGUUCAACAUAUCAUCGACUUGGACAUUUAUUACGACAUGCAAAACGAAAACAUCAUACUGAUUUAUCAAAUUAUGAUGGACAACAUACAUUUGAAAAUCUUACAUCACAAGUAAAUCAAAUUGAAACAUCUGAAAUUGAAAUCAAUUCAACUUCUAAAGAACAAAUAAAUUUAGCAAAUACCGAAGAUAUUGAACCAUCUGAAAAAGCAUCUCAACAACAAAAUGAAACAAUAUCACCAUUAGCUUCUGAAACAAAUGCAACAACUGAUUGUCCUUAUUGUGAUUAUAAAACAACUGAUAUUGAACAAUUUAAACUCCAUAUUAUAGCUCAUAUACGUGAUAAAAAUUAUCGAUGUUUAUUAUGCAAUCGUUUAUAUAAAUAUCGAGGUAUGAUUAAAGAUGUUUUGUUUAUUUGCUUUUCUUUUAUACUCAUUAAUUUCUCAUUAUCACAAAAAAAAGGUGAUUGCUCAUUUCAUAUACGUCGUAAACAUCAUCGAUAUAGUACAAAUUCCAAUGAUUAUAUUCAACGUUUUUUAUUCGAUACAACUGAAGGUGAUGAAUCUAUGUCAAAACAAUCCGGUGGACAACAUGGAACAUCAAUGAAUAGUUCAGUUCAUAAUAUAAAUACAGUACGUGAACAAGAUGAACCUGUACGUUAUUUUGGUUGUCCUUAUUGUGAUUAUACAUCAAACUACGGUGGAGAUGUUCGAAAACAUCAAGCACGUAAACAUCCAAAUGUUGAAUCAAAAGUUAUAAAAAUAAUUCGACAAGAUUCUGAACAUCAAAUGUCAUUAUCAAAUAAUAAUCAUAAUAACAAUCCUCAUAAUAUAUCAAAUGAUGAUGCUAUUGAUGAUGAUAAUCAUGAUCAAGAUGAGACAAAUACAAUAACUAAAUCAAAUAUUAAUUUAAUUGAACAACAAGAACGUAAAGAAAAAAUAAAAACAAUUAAAAAAACUGAUGCAAAUUUCAUUCAACAACAUUCAUCAACAUUAUCUAUCUUACCAAAUUUUGCACCUGUUCGAGUUUUUCAAUGUAGUUCAUGUCAUCAACAAGGAACAUAUAAAUGGGUUGUUGAAAGACAUAUACGUGCUAAACAUCCUGAACAACCAGAUGUACAUGUUAUUGAAUUACCAGCUGAAUUAGCUGUUAAAUUACAAAAAAUAACACCACCAUUAAAACGUUUUCGUUGUUCAUUAUGUCCAUUACAAUCGAAACAUACAUGGGUUAUUAUUCGUCAUAUUAAACAUUUUCAUACAUUACAAACAGCAUCUGUUCUAGAUAUACAACCCGAUGGAACACCAAUAAAUGAUGAAUCAUAUUCACUUCAAAAUGGAGAUUUUUCAAAUAAAUCUUAUCAUCAAGAUUCAGAAUCAUCAUCAGUAAGUAGUUCAUGUAUGGAAACUGGAACUGAUGGACAAAAUGAUUUAUUUCGUCAACAAGAUGUUGAAGAUGACGAUGAUGAAAAUGAUAAUAUUCGUUCAUCAUUAAAUCCUAAUUCAAAUAAUACAAUGAUAUUAACAUAUAAAUGUUCAUUAUGUGAAUUUACAUCAAAUGUUCCAUGGAAUGUUCAAAAACAUAUUAAUGAUUUACAUCCAGGACAAUCAAAUGCUCAUAUGUUAACACAAUGUCGAUCAGCAAUAAAUGAUAAAAAUCAAAAGUUACUAACAAAAAAAUCUAAACAUAAAAGUGGUAAUCAAACAACAAUAGCAACAGUAACAAAAAUACCAAUACGAGCUCCAUUAUCUCCAACAACUGCAUUAGCUAAAGCAAAAUUUUCACCAGCUGUUGAAGAAGCUUUACUUUCAUUACAAGGUUCAAAACUAAAUGCUGGUCUUUAUGCCGUACAACCCAAAUUUGGUAUUAAACGUUUAAAAUGUCGUCAUUGUUUUUAUCGUUCAAAUUGGAAAACUGAUAUGAUUCGACAUGUAAGAAUACGACAUAAUUUAACUGAACCUGAUCAUAAUAAAGAUAUGAUUUUAAUGAGUGAACAAGAAGCACGUGCAACAAUUGAAACAUAUGAAAAUACAUUUGGAAAAGAACUUCGACGACGUACAUUUCGAACAUGGAAUGAUUGGGCUAAAGCUGAAGAAGAAUUUACACCUAAAGAUGGUUCACUUCAAUAUAGUAAUAUUAACAGUGGAACAUUAUCUGAUGAUAAUAAUAAACCAAAGAAAAAUCCUGUAAUAACUGGACAAACAAUAUUAUCAUCAACAACAACAACUAAUGAUGAAAUAAAACGUAUAAAUAAAACUAAAGUUAAACAUGCAUCGAAAACAAUAACACAAAAUAAUAUACAACCAUUAUUAAAUACUAAAGAAUUUAAACAAUUGCCUAAUCCAUCAAAUAUUGUUUCUCGUCUUCUAUUAACAACAUCACCUUCACAAAAUAAUGAUGAUGAUGCACCAUUAGAUCUUUCACUUAAAUCAUCAUCGACUAUUAAACCAAAUCAACAAUCAUUAUCAUCGAAAGAAAUCAUACAACAAAAUGGAGAUAUUAAUAAUCAAGAAAAACAAUAUAUGGAUGAUGAUCUAGAUGAUGAAGAUGAAGAAGAAAAUUCUGAUGGAACUUCAACGGUUACUUAUAUAUGUUCUGUAUGUCCAUAUAAAAGUUCAUCUUUAUCCUCAGUUCAACAUCAUUUAAUAAUUCAUUUAACUGGUCAAGGUGUUAUUUGUCCACUUUGUUCCUAUGCAACAUCAUCUCCUAAUUCAAUGAUUCGUCAUAUGAAAAUUGUACAUCCAACUAGUCAAACAAUAAUUGAAUUUCAAUCAGCAACUCGAAUAACCAAUGCAAAUAUAAUUGAACAACAUCAAUGUCCAUUAUGUCCACAUCAAUGUGAACGUUCCGAAGCAUUAGAUCUUCAUCGUCGUCUUGAACAUGAUGAUGAAGAAUUUGAUAUUGAUUCAUCAUCAGACACUGGUGAUGUUGACAACGAAGAUGGAAUGGAAAGUGAUGAUAUACAGAUGCAAUUCGAUAAAAAUAAUAAUCUAUUUCAAUGUCCCGUAUGCACACCUUCGUCAAAUACAAAUAAUUAUUCAAAUCUUGAACAGUUUACAAUGCAUGUAUUUACUAAUCAUAUUAAUUAUAUGCAUAACAAUCAAUCAUGUCCAUUUUGUUCAUUUAUUGCUCACACAACAUCAAAAUAUUCCUUAACCGAACAUAUAAAACUUCAUUUUAAUGGUACACUUGUUCAACCAGAUCCAAUUGUUGGCAUUGAAAAUGUAAAAGAGUUAUUAAUUGAAUAG